AUGAAUAGUAAAGCCAGAAAUGUGCCUUGGAAUAUAUAUAAUAUAACAAAAAUUCUCAUCACUGCCACAUUGUGUUUAAUAAGUAUUUCAGACGCCCUCAAUGAAGCUACACUUGCCAGAAAUUAUUCAUUUCUUAGCGUCUGCUACUUAACUCCUUUUAUACAAUUUUUUACCUUUUUAUUAGCAGGGAUACUUAUAUUUUAUAAUCGAAAAAUGGGAAUGGUCGCUUCUUCAGUAUUAUUUUACUUUUGGCUGUGUUUGUCAAUUUGUGGAGCAAUACAGUUUCGUUCAGAAAUAAUGAAGGCUGUAAUGAGCGAAUCUGAUGAUUAUGUUAAAACUUAUAAUUUUUUAAGUUACGUCAUUUAUUACUUCCUCGUACUUAUGCAGUUAUUAUUAGCAUGUUUUGCUGAUAAGCCUCCUUUAUACGUAGAUGACCCUGUUAGUAAAGAAAAUCCAGCUCCAGAAGAAAGAUGUUCUGCAUUAUCAAAAUUAACCUUUUCUUGGUUUGAUAAGCUUAUUUGGUUGGGAUAUAAAAAACCAUUAGAAACAAGCGAUUUAUGGCCAAUGAAUCCUGAAGAUACUGCCAGACAUAUAGUGCCCUUGUUUGACAGAUAUUGGGAAAAAAGUAGAAAAGGAAAUUUAAUAAAUUCGACCAAAAGAAAAGCUUCGUAUUUGAAAAAGAGUGGAAGUGUAGAGUUUAUUAGUGGAAGAGAGGAAAAAAAAAAAAAAUAUGUCUCAAUUGUACCUGCCCUGUGCAAAGCUUUUGGUCCCACAUUUAUUUUCGGGGUCGCUCUUAAAGUUGUUAACGAUUUGCUUACAUUUGCUAAUCCUCAGUUAUUAAAAUAUUUAAUUGGCUACAUAAAGAAUGAAUCGGAUUACGAAUGGAAAGGUUUUCUUUUUGCAUUUUCAAUGCUUUUAGCUUCAAUAUUUCAAACUUUAGUACUUUCUCAAUAUUUUCGUCGGAUGUUCAUAGUAGGAUUACGAAUCAGAACAGCUCUUAUAUCGGCAAUUUAUCGAAAAUCUCUUAAAAUGUCAACAGUAGCUCGAAAAGAAUCAACGGUCGGAGAAAUAGUGAAUUUGAUGUCUGUUGACGCUCAAAGAUUUAUGGAUUUGCUCAUUUAUAUCAAUAUGAUAUGGUCUGCACCAUUGCAAAUAUCACUUGCCUUAUACUUUUUAUGGGGCUUGUUGGGUCCUUCUGUAUUAGCUGGAGUCGCCGUAAUGAUAAUUAUAAUACCUGUCAAUGGGUUUUUGGCGAGUAAAAUGAAAACUCUACAAAUAAAACAAAUGAAGUAUAAGGAUGAACGGGUUAAGCUAACAAAUGAAGUUUUAGGAGGAAUGAAAGUCAUUAAAUUAUACGCUUGGGAACCAUCUUUUGAAGAACAAAUUCUUAAAAUUCGCGCUAAGGAAGUGACUCAAUUGAAAUAUGCCGCUUAUUAUAAUGCAGUUUCAAGUUUUAUUUGGUCGUGUGCGCCUUUCUUGGUUUCAUUGGUUACCUUUGCAACAUACGUAUUAUCAGAUGAAAACAAUAUAUUAGAUGCAAAAAAAGUAUUCGUGUCUUUGUCUUACUUUAACAUUUUAAGGUUUCCAUUGCCUAUGAUGCCAAUGAUAAUUUCUAAUUUAGUACAGACUUCAGUUUCGGUUAAUAGAAUAAAUAAAUUUAUGAAUUGUGAUGAAUUAGAUCCGAGCAACGUAACGCACGAGGAUUUAAACUCUUUACCUCUUCUCAUUGAAAACGGAUAUUUUUCAUGGGAACAAUCGGAAAAGCCAACUUUAAGAAACAUAAAUUUACAAGUGAAGCCUGGGAAGCUCGUCGCUGUGGUAGGCUCAGUAGGAUCCGGAAAGAGUUCGUUGAUUUCAUCUCUAUUAGGGGAUAUGGAAAAGUUAUCCGGUAGAGUAAAUGUUAAAGGUACUGUCGCCUAUGUACCUCAGCAAGCGUGGAUACAAAAUGCCACACUUCGUGAUAAUAUUCUUUUCGGAAAAACAUUGGAUUCAAAUUUAUAUAGCAAAGUAGUAGAAGCUUGCGCUCUUAAACCAGAUUUAGAAAUGCUUCCGGGAGGAGAUCUUACGGAAAUAGGAGAAAAAGGAAUUAACUUAUCUGGAGGGCAAAAACAAAGAGUCAGCCUUGCUCGAGCUGUCUAUUAUAAUGCGGAUAUAUAUCUUUUGGAUGAUCCUCUUUCGGCUGUGGAUUCACACGUGGGAAAACACAUAUUUGAAAAAGUUAUCGGUUUGGACGGAAUAUUAAAAAAUAAAACAAGACUUUUAGUGACACACGGCAUUACGUACUUGCCACAAGUUGAUAUGAUUGUCGUUCUUACGGACGGUGAAAUAUCAGAAAUCGGAACUUAUAGAGAACUAUUAGAUAAAAAGGGAGCUUUUGCCGAGUUUUUGAUACAACAUUUACAAGAAAAUAAUGAAGUUACGGACAUUCAAUUAGAAGAAACCGUCGGUGUCGAAACUCUUAAAGGAAUUCAAAGGCAAAGAUCAGAAUCCAGAGGUGAAUCCGAUUCAAUAGACAGGCGAACAUCUGUGGGGAGUCUCACAGAAUCAAAAAACAAAAGGAAAAGUUCACUUAACGCAAAUGGCAAUGGCACCGUUAUGAAAAAACAAGCCGGUGAAAAAUUAAUUGAAAUAGAAAAGUCGGAAGUUGGCAGUGUAAAAUGGGGAGUGUAUUCAUAUUAUUUGAAAUCUGUAGGAAUAAUAUUAUCGGUAUCUUCAAUAGUUAUGAACGUUUUGUUUCAAGUGUUUUCCAUAGGUGCAAAUUUUUGGUUAAAUUCAUGGACAAUUGAAAAUGAAGCAUCAAACACAACGUCCGAUUUUGAAAAGCGGGAUUUGUAUUUAGGUGUUUAUGGAGGUUUCGGCAUUGGUCAAGUCUUGACGACGUUGUUUGCAUCGGUGUUCCUCCAAUUGGGAUGUCUUUCUGCCGCAAGGAUACUUCAUGGUUCUACUCUUCAUGGUGUUGUACGUUCCCCUAACGGGUUUUUCGAUGUAACUCCGUUGGGUCGGGUACUCAAUAGAUUUUCAAAAGAUGUCGAUACGCUUGAUAGCAUAUUGCCAAUGACAAUUAGAGGAUGGCUAACUUGCUUUUUUUCGGUUUUAGGAAUGGUUGUCGUAGUGUCUUAUUCUUCCCAAUGGUUUAUCGCGGUUAUUAUACCUAUCGGAAUUCUAUAUUACUUCAUUCAAAGGUUUUAUGUAGCAACAUCGAGGCAGCUUAAAAGAAUCGAAUCAAUAUCUCGAAGUCCUAUUUAUUCUCAUUUUGGAGAAACCGUUACUGGAGUCUCCACAAUACGUGCCUAUCAAGCUCAACAGAGAUUCAUAAAUGAAUCUGAAUCAAAAUUAGAUAUCAAUCAAAUCUGUUAUUAUCCAAGUCUUAUCGCCAACAGAUGGUUAGCUGUACGUUUGGAAACAAUCGGAAGUUUAAUAAUUUUUUUUUCCGCACUUUUUGGAGUUAUAAGUAAAGCAGUUGGAAAUCCUCAAGCAAAUUUAGUUGGUUUAUCCGUGACGUAUGCCAUGCAAGUGACUCAAACUUUGAAUUGGCUCGUGAGAAUGACAUCUGAUGUUGAAACUAAUAUUGUAUCAGUGGAGAGAAUUAAAGAAUAUGGAGAAAUACCCCAUGAAGCCGAAUGGAGAAAUCCUAAUUUUAUUCCCGACAAAAAUUGGCCAUCUAAGGGAAAAGUAGAAUUUAAAGAUUACAUGACUCGAUAUAGAGAAGGUUUAGAUUUAGUUCUUUGCGGAGUUAAUUUUACUGUGGAUGGAGGAGAAAAAAUUGGAAUUGUCGGUAGAACGGGAGCUGGAAAAUCAAGUUUAACUUUAGCUUUGUUUCGUAUUAUUGAAGCGAGUAGUGGAAAAAUUUUUAUCGACGGAAUUGAUAUUUCUAAAGUCGGACUUCACGAUCUCAGAGGAAGGCUCACAAUCAUACCUCAGGAUCCUAUAUUAUUUUCGGGUACGAUUCGUAUGAAUCUUGAUCCAUUUAUGCAAUGCACGGAUCAAGAAAUAUGGAAAGCUUUAGAACUUGCCCAUUUAAAAACUUUUGUUAUGUCUCAAUCAUUAAAACUGGACCACGAAAUAACGGAAGGAGGUGAUAACCUAAGCGUAGGACAGCGACAAUUGAUUUGUUUGGCUCGUGCACUUCUUAGAAAAACAAAAAUAUUGGUACUCGACGAAGCUACGGCUGCCGUGGAUUUAGAAACUGACGAUUUAAUUCAGAACACGAUUCGACGUGAAUUCAAAGAAUGCACCGUCCUCACCAUUGCUCAUCGUCUAAAUACAAUUUUAGAUUCGGACAGGGUAUUAGUUUUAGAUAAAGGUUUAGUUGCGGAAUUUGAUAGUCCUCAAAAACUAAUGUCUCAACCAGAUUCAAUAUUUUACAAAAUGCUCAAAGACGCCGGAAUAACAACAACGGAUAAAAAAAAAGAAUAA
Pediculus humanus corporis (human body louse) is the source of this 4416-nucleotide messenger RNA. RefSeq names its product multidrug resistance protein, putative. The record is from RefSeq and is a predicted model, not a curated record. Bases 1 to 4416 code for a protein of 1471 amino acids. Gene Ontology annotation, molecular function: ATP hydrolysis activity; ABC-type transporter activity; ATP binding. Gene Ontology annotation, biological process: transmembrane transport. NCBI's taxonomy places the organism in Eukaryota, Metazoa, Arthropoda, Insecta, Psocodea, Pediculidae. The transcript is spliced from 19 exons. Gene Ontology annotation, cellular component: membrane.